Messenger RNA from Sclerotinia sclerotiorum 1980 UF-70, 768 nucleotides. RefSeq lists its product as hypothetical. NCBI's taxonomy places the organism in Eukaryota, Fungi, Ascomycota, Leotiomycetes, Helotiales, Sclerotiniaceae. The transcript has 2 exons. Bases 1 to 768 code for a protein of 255 amino acids. Gene Ontology annotation, biological process: regulation of DNA-templated transcription. The record is from RefSeq and is a predicted model, not a curated record.
AUGGCACCGCCAAAUACCCAAAAACGUAUAAAAGGCGUCUCGAUCUUUAGACCUUUUGUAUACGGUACCACAUCUCAUAAAUUCAGUCCAAAGUAUCCAAAGCCCGAGGGGACUCCAGAGGAACAUACGCAUCAGUGGACUGUGUUUGUAAAGGGGGUGGAUGAUACGGAUAUUACUUAUUGGUGUCGGAAAGUACAGUUUAAAUUACAUGAUACGUAUCCGCAGCAUUUGAGGGUAAUUGAAAAUGUUAAACCAGGCGAUCCAUUUCAAGUAACAGAAACAGGAUGGGGUGGAUUCGAUAUCCAAAUAAAAAUCUACUACGAUCCCGUCGCGAACGAAAAAGCUCAAAGUUUUUGGCACCGUUUACAAUUAGAACCAUAUGGUGAUGAACAAUUACAAACAGCGCAGGUUCGCGAUAAUGAGGUUCGGUCUUGGGUAUAUGAUGAAAUGGUUUUUAAUGAACCUUAUGAACAAUUCUAUGAGGUUUUGACGAAUCCCAUGCCGAGGGAGAAGAAUAAUGGAGGGAAGGGAAAAGCGACGAGGACGAUGAGGGGAGGGAUGGUAGGGAGUGUGGGGGAGAGAACGGUUUUUAUUCCUUUGACGCCUAGACCGGGUCAACCGUUUAGUAGGGAUACGGAGAGGGCGGAGGUUAAGAAAUUGGUGGAGGGGAAGAAGAAGGUGGAUGUUAUGAAUGAGAAGUUGAGGAAAGAAUUGAGGGAGAAGGAGGAGGAAUUGAAGAGGUUAAAGGGAGAAUUGGAGAAAUUAUGA